This is a messenger RNA of Necator americanus (New World hookworm), 987 nucleotides long. RefSeq lists its product as uncharacterized. The transcript is spliced from 3 exons. Bases 1 to 987 code for a protein of 328 amino acids. The record is from RefSeq and is a predicted model, not a curated record. Lineage: Eukaryota; Metazoa; Nematoda; Chromadorea; Rhabditida; Ancylostomatidae. Gene Ontology annotation, biological process: DNA integration. Gene Ontology annotation, molecular function: nucleic acid binding.
AUGGUGAUUCUAAAACCACUUGAACAUCGUGUUCUUUCAACACUACACAAAGCUCACCCAGGCCAAACAAGGAUGGAAAUGCUUGCAUCAAGCUUUGUCUUUGGAUUCCGACAUCGAAAAACUCGUAAGGAUCUGUCCAGGAUGCGUCAUACUCGAGUUCAUGCUGAUUUCGCUGGACCGAUGGAAGGACGAUACCAUCUACUUAUUGUGGACGUCUACUCCAAGUGGCUGGAAAUCGUCUAUAACUCAUCGAUCUUCUCAACGGCUACUAUCCGAGCAAUGAAGUGCAUCUUUGCCAAGUUCAGAAAUCCAGAGACGAUCGCAGACAACGGAACGGAGUUCACGUCGCCUCAGUUCACUUCAUUCUGUCGUUCCCGAGGAAUAUUGCACACUCGCACGCCGCCUUUUUAUCCACAAAACAACGGACAAGCAGAACGUUUUGUGGACUCCUUUAAAAGAGGACUUGGCAAGCUGAAGAGGGAGGAACCAACAAUGGACGCACUACAGACGUUUCUGUUAGCAAAUCGCUCCACUCCUUGUCCGUCUGCACCUGACCAGCGUUCACCUGUCAAAACCUUCCUGGGACGCCGACUGCGAACGGACACCGAUCUAAUGUUACCGUCUAGAGAUCUCACAAACGAUUAUCGAGGUCAGAAACCCACUUGGAUUCCCGGUUUCAUCACACGCCGUGUUGGAAACACAACCUACACUGUUCGCUGUGGAAAAGAAGUAUGGACUCAACACGUAAACCAGUUGCGAUCCAGGAUUGACACAACUGCGACUAACAUUUUCUUUGAUGUGUUCGACCUACCACCACUCGACUCCGCGAGCGAGGACGAUAUUGCAACGCCGACUGUCGACUCGUCUCAACGACCGCAACGCCUUCGACGACCCCGCCGCCAACUACAGGUGGUCCCACAAAGAACUCGAUACGAGAUAACUUGGAAGGUGUUGUACGAUGGGAAUUUCAUCAUGUUAUUCGCCUAA